UGUGUACACCAUGAUUGAUGACGUCACUGUAAAUCCGUCUCAACUGAAGCAGCUAACGCCAAGCAACUUUAGCAACAACGCGGACGGCUCGAUGCUAUUUCUCCUGGAAUAAGUGGUAAACCUGACCCGUAAAGCUGUGACUGCUGCCAACGCACCCCGGCCCAUCUGAGAGCCUAAAUCUCCAGCCAGUAUGUCCAGUGACCCUCCCCCUCCGUACCCCGGAGGUCCCAGUGCCCCUCUCAUCGAGGAAAAGAAUGGACAACCUGAAACAGUACGAACUUCUCAGCCACAAGGUCAACCCAUGCUUCCAGAUUAUGGUCCUCCCCCUUAUGAAGGUCCACAACCCGGCUUCCUACCUCCACAUGUCCCAGGAGAAGGACCCAUGCCUAUGCCCAUGCCGAUGCAAGGUAUGGCCUACCCACCACCACCAGGUCACUUUGCCCAUCCAAUGCCUCCACCACUACAAGGCGGCCCAUACCCGCCUCCACCGGGUCACUUCGCUCAGCCAGUACCAGGACAGAUGGGCCCAGGUCCCAGCCACUUUGUCCACAUGGGAGGACACACAGCGACCGUCCUGGCUCCUCCAGGUGCAGCCACCACUGUAACAGUACUGCAGGGCGAAAUGUUUCAGACCUCACCAGUGCAGACCGUGUGUCCGCACUGUCAGCAGGCGAUCGUCACCCGCAUCUCUCAUGAUGUCGGGCUCAUGAACACCCUCUUCUGCCUCUUCUGUUUCUUUGUAGGGUGUGAUCUUGGCUGCUGCUUGAUUCCCUGUCUGAUUGAUGACCUCAAGGAUGUUACACACACCUGCCCUAACUGUAAGGGCUACAUCUACACAUACAAGCGCAUCUGCUAACCACGGACAGCUACUUGCCACAGAACCAUGUACAUGCACACAUCAACACGAACUCUCAGCUCCCCCUGCUGGUAGUGACAGGAAACCCCAGCUCCAUCCCAUUUUGUGUAGCCCUAUGAUAUCGUAAGUGAAGUUUUCUCAUAAGUUUGCAGGAUAUUUACUGUGUGUAUCUUUCGCAACCUCCUGAAAUGUAUAAACAAGGAUUUGAAAUGUUCGAAACCUAUGGUCUGCUGAAGAUAAAGUGCGAUAUAUAAAGAAUGAGGAAAUGAAAGGGCUGCAGUAGUGCAGGGACAGCUGUGAGCCUACAGACGUUCUCAUCUUAUGCAUGUCAAGAAGUAAAAGAAAAAACGCUAGCCUCAGUUAGAUAAUGCUGUGAAAAUGCUAACUUUAUUUGAAGUAAUUUGUGAAUGUUACUCAAACUGUGAGAUUUUUUUUUUCUUCCUGAUCAUCCUAGAAAUGUAUCAGUCUGUUAUAACACUUAUGUUUAGUGAACCUUCUGUGCAUUUUCUUUUCCUCACAGAUCUCUCUUCUUUUCUUCUUUUGGUUUUAUGGGAUCCAAUUAAAGAUUAAAAGUGAUGCAUUUAUUACAUGCUGUAUUUAUUUUUGUCCAGUCACUAUGUCCAGUGACUUGCUGCUUUGCUGUUACUAACUUUGUCCAUGUUUAGUUUGUAAUAAACAAUUGCACUUUAAUUUUCACAUCCACUGCUAGCCCCUUUUGUUUUUCAGAAUAUUAUAAGUAGAAGCAUCUUUAUUUGGUCUUUAGCUCAGUGAAAUGAAUGAACAUGCACUUACUGAAAACAUGUUGAAAAUAUGAGGUAUGUUUUUUUUUUCACUGAUAGGGGGAAAACAUGCAUGGCAUGUUAGUAAUGGCAUUUACUUUGGCAGACUGAUGCACUAAAUAUAGAUGCAAAAAUCAACCUUGGUUCAAGUUCAUUAAGUCUAUUUGCAUUGCUCUGAUGCAUGUUAGAUUGCAAAUACUUUAAGCUUCAAUUAAGAGAAAAUUAAAAUGACUGCAAAUCAACUUAAGUUCCACAGAAUUAUCUUCUGCCAAUAAAUGAUUAGUGCACAAUCACUGCAUGUCCAAUCCUUUGUUCACUAAUGCCUAUGAAGAGUUGGCUCCCUAGAUCAAUGUGCAUCCUACUUAUUUUGUUUUUCUUGAGACUGACAAAUCAGUGCAAAUCAAAGGAUUGCAAUGAAAUGUUCUUAUUGUGAAAUCUGCAUUGCUAUGUCCGUGAUAAUGUAUGACAAUGUAAGGCAGUUUACAAGACUGUUGUACACAGGUAAUAUUUUAUCAAUAAAAGUCAUGAAGAAAGCAUC
This is a messenger RNA of Cyprinodon variegatus (sheepshead minnow), 2173 nucleotides long. RefSeq names its product cell death-inducing p53 target 1 (gene cdip1). The transcript has 6 exons. The record is from RefSeq and is a predicted model, not a curated record. NCBI's taxonomy places the organism in Eukaryota, Metazoa, Chordata, Actinopteri, Cyprinodontiformes, Cyprinodontidae. The coding region runs from base 191 to 856 and encodes 221 amino acids. Gene Ontology annotation, molecular function: zinc ion binding. Gene Ontology annotation, biological process: intrinsic apoptotic signaling pathway in response to DNA damage by p53 class mediator; tumor necrosis factor-mediated signaling pathway.